AUGGCUGACAUCUUCAGCUUACCAGAAGUGGCAGCGAACAUCCCCAGUGGACUUGGGCCUGUGCUCAAGACUGUUCCAGCAUCGGCCAGGACAAAUGUCUAUUGUCAUCCAUGGCAGCUCGACCUGAGUGAGGAAGCCAAGUAUGGCCAAGUUGGGAAGUACCCCUCCAUGGUACAGGUGAGAGCACACCUGCCUUCAGUGGUUUGGAAGGGGUACCGGUCUGAAUCUGAAGCUUUGGAAGUGAAAUUCAACCAAGCUGCUGGGGAGACAAUCGACUACUACUCCAUCAAGUACAUUGAUGGUCACUGUAAGGGCAUCAUGUGCCAAACAAUCCUGGCCCUGGUGGUGGACAUGGGUUUGACCCAAGAAGAGAUCAGCAAAGAUGACGACUUUUGCAAGCUUUUGGCAUCUUUGAAGUACUUGCGAGCAAACUACACACCUCGUUCUGCCCAUGAUGCUCUCUAUGAGACCUUGUGCACUGCGCAUCGCACAAGUGAAAAGCAAAAGCCUGGACCCUUGGACCUUGGCUUGCUGUUCAAGGAGGUGAUCAGGGUGAAGAAGGUUCCCGGGUGCAGCUCUAGUGUGAGGGAGCUUCUUUUUGCAUCUGUGGCAGAGUACAACCGGAUGUGUACUUCUAAGGCUGGAACAUGUUGUGAGCAGUGUGUCUUAUUGAAUACCAUGCCCUACUCACACCUUGCUUUAACUGCACACUGCAUGCACCUAUUUUGUGUCAGGGUUGGAGGAUUAGUGAGACCACCAAGCGAUUCCUCUACAACCUGCUUCGAUGCGGUGAUGAGUUCCUGGAGAUCCUCAAGGGUUCCACCAAUGAUGUUGCGUGGAACUUGUCAGGACAGAUUGAGACAGUGCUUGUUGUGUAGCAACAUGACUAAAAUCAUGUUUCCAUGCUACAACAGAAGCAUUGACUUGUGGCACCCUGUCAGCCUUCACCCUGGACAACAUGGAUGGUGGUGA
Messenger RNA from Durusdinium trenchii, 972 nucleotides. The record is from the annotation of a GenBank genome assembly. Lineage: Eukaryota; Dinophyceae; Suessiales; Symbiodiniaceae.